CCCAGCCGAGCACUUCACAACGGAUUACGUAUAUUCUUACCAAAGUCCACGAUGGCGCCGUCAAACGCAGAUAAAUAUGCUUUCCUCAAAAUGCAAGCUCCUCCGAGCUAUGUGGCCGGAUUAGGACGUGGGGCGUCCGGAUUCACCACUCGGUCUGAUAUCGGUCCCGCAAGAGAAGGGCCAACACCCGAAGCUAUUGCUGCCGCCAAAGCAGCCAGAGGAGAAGAGGAUGCUACCGUACAAGGCGAUGAUGAACAAUUUCAGGACCCAGACAACGAGACCAACCUAUUCGCCUCCGCCCCCUACGAUCAAGAAGAUGAGGAAGCCGACAAAAUUUACGAAUCGAUCGACUUACAUCUCGAGCGACGUGGUCAAUCCAGACGUGAGCUUCGGGAAAAGUUAGAACAGGAACGCCUCGAAAAGGAGCGGCCAAAGAUCCAAACCCAAUUUGCUGACUUGAAACGAUCACUCAGUAGCGUAUCAGAUAGUGAAUGGGAGAACUUGCCCGAGGUCGGAAAUAUUGCUGGUAGAGGUCACAAGAAACUGAGGAAGGAAGGGAACCUACGUACCUAUGCGAUCCCCGAUUCUGUACUUCUCGGUCAACGAGACCAGGUCGGACUCGAAACAAGCCUGGAUAAUCGUCAGAUGAAUGGGGACAUAACCCCUGCUGGAGAACAAUCAUCAACAUCAGGCGUGAUGACCAACUUUGUGGAGAUCGGAGCCGCAAGAGACAAAGUGCUGGGUUUGAAAUUGGAUCAAGUCAAGGAUUCCGUGUCUGGCUCGACUACCAUCGAUCCCAAAGGAUACCUCACCCAAAUGAAUUCAAUCGUCUUCAAGACCGAAGCUGAGAUCGGAGACAUCAAACGAGCCCGGGCUCUACUGGCCAGUCUGACGAAAAGUAACCCAAAACAUGCACCCGGCUGGAUCGCUGCCGCUCGAGUCGAGGUCGCUGCUGGAAAACAAGUCGCCGCGCGUAAGAUCAUGGCCCAAGGUUGUGUGGAAUGCCCUCAAAGCGAGGAUGCCUGGCUAGAAAAUGCCAAUCUUAACACACAAGAGAAUGCUAAAGUCGUCUUGGCUGAUGCGGUCAUUCAUCUCCCCCAUUCAGUUAAGAUAUGGCUCAAAGCUGUCGGCCUGGAACACGAAAUCGCUGCCAAGAAACGGGUCUUACGCAAGGCCCUGGAAUAUGUGCCCACCUCUGUUAAGCUUUGGAAGGAGGCUGUUAAUCUCGAGGAGAACCCUCAAGACGCACGGAUUCUUCUGCAACGAGCGGUAGAAGUGGUUCCGUUCUCAGACGAGCUUUGGUUGACAUUGGCGAGGCUGGAGAGCCCCGAUCGGGCCAAGCAGGUUUUGAACAAAGCUCGUCAAACGAUUCCGACCAGUCAUCAAAUUUGGAUAGCCGCAUGUCGGCUCGAAGAACAAGAGGGGAAGGCAUUGGAUCGGAUAGGAGUAUUGAUGAGCAAGGGUGUAUUGGCGCUCAAGAAGAACGGCGCGGAACUACCGAGGGAACAAUGGAUUAAAGAAGCCGAGAAAUGCGAAUCUCAACAAAGUCUUGUUACCUGUCAGGCCAUCAUCAAGGCAACCAUUCAUCUCGACGUAGAGGAUGAAGACCGACGGGAUGUGUGGAUUGAGGAUGCCCAGAGCUCAUUAGCCAAUGGCUAUGUAGAAACGGCUCGUUCGAUAUACUCCUACGCACUGAACGUGUUUCCCAACAAGGCCGAGCUUUGGAGAAAGGCGGCAGACUUGGAAAAGACGCAUGGGACGAGUACCUCUCUGCUUCAACUCUUGGAGCGUGCUGUCAAUUGCUGUCCUCACUCCGAAAUCUUGUGGUUGAUGGCUGCGAAGGAAUGUUGGCAAACGAACAACGACGUCGAUGGGGCGCGUAAAAUCCUCGGGGACGCCUUCGAAGCUAAUCCUGAAAGCGAACAGGUCUGGUUGGCCGCUGUCAAGCUUGAAUCGGAGAAUGGCCAGAUUGAAGCGGCCAAACAAUUGAUGAAAAGAGCAAGAGACGUGGCUGGUACGGAACGUAUAUGGAUUAAGAAUGCGGUUUUCGAGCGGCAACACGGUUCGGUAGAUGAAGCGCUGGAGAUCACGGAGAAAGCUUUGGUCAAGUUCCCAUCUUCGGAGAAACUGCACAUGAUCAAGGGACAAAUCCUCGAGUCGAAGGAAGACGUUUCAGGUGCUCGUGGGGCGUAUGCGAUUGGGACGAAGAAAUGUCCGAAAUGUAUACCGCUAUGGAUCCUUUCCUCGAGGCUAGAGGAGAGGGUCGGUAUGACGAUCAAAGCGCGGGCCAUCAUGGAGCGGGCACGACAUCACAACCCGAAGAACGAGGAGCUGUGGUCUGAAAGUUGUUCGAUCGAGGAGCGGGCCGGAGGACAUACGACGGGCAGCAGUACCAAUGCCAGUGCCGUCGGGAUCCAGGCCAGGAAUAUGAUGUCAAGAGCCUUACAGGAUUGUCCGAACUCGGGCUUGCUCUACUCUCAAUCGAUCUGGUACGAGCCUCGUCCUCAGAGGAAAGCUCGAGGGGCGGACGCAUUGAAGAAGUGUAACAACGAUCCCCGAGUCAUCGUCACCGUCGCUAGGUUGCUCUGGGCCGAACGAAAGUUGGAUAAGGUUCGCAAUUGGCUCGAGAAGGCGAUCGUUGCUGAUUCUGAUUGUGGCGACUUCUUUGGGAUCUAUUACAAGUUUUUGAAGAUGCAUGGAACUCAAGAGGAACGAGAUGCUUUGAUUGCUAGAUGUAAAGCCGCGGAGCCUCAUCAUGGUCCCGUCUGGCAGGCUACCGUCAAAGACUUGAACAAUGUGGGAAAGAAAAUCGAAGAAAUCAUCGACCUGGUUGCUGAUAAAUUACAGCAAUAAAACUAAUUGAACUCCCUCCACAAUUUUUGCUCGUUUUUUGUUUUUGAAUAAGUUCUUUCAUUGUUUUUGUUUUUUUUUUUGGUGAUAAUUUGUAAAUCUAUAACUUUGGGAGAAGAACACACAACGAAAUCCAUGUGAUAUACAGCCUCACACGUUUUUCCUGUCUCAAGUUCGAGGGAAUCAAUCCACGGUUCCAAAAC
Messenger RNA from Puccinia graminis f. sp. tritici CRL 75-36-700-3, 3053 nucleotides. RefSeq lists its product as uncharacterized. Gene Ontology annotation, cellular component: U4/U6 x U5 tri-snRNP complex; catalytic step 2 spliceosome. NCBI's taxonomy places the organism in Eukaryota, Fungi, Basidiomycota, Pucciniomycetes, Pucciniales, Pucciniaceae. The coding region runs from base 52 to 2853 and encodes 933 amino acids. The record is from RefSeq and is a predicted model, not a curated record. Gene Ontology annotation, biological process: mRNA splicing, via spliceosome; spliceosomal tri-snRNP complex assembly. Gene Ontology annotation, molecular function: protein binding. The transcript has 6 exons.